Molecule: messenger RNA, 7259 nt
Organism: Grus americana (Whooping crane)
Lineage: Eukaryota; Metazoa; Chordata; Aves; Gruiformes; Gruidae
Gene: KCTD20
Product: potassium channel tetramerization domain containing 20
Exons: 8
Coding region: 2912-4264 (450 amino acids)
Biological process (GO): positive regulation of phosphorylation
Cellular component (GO): cytoplasm
Molecular function (GO): protein binding
Source: RefSeq, a predicted model, not a curated record
GGCUUUGGGGGAGUGACCAUUGCUGCACAAACAGUUUAAACUCUGAAGCUUUGCUGUGACUUAGUGCUUCCCUCUAUUAAAGAAGGAUUUCAGGAUAUUGGUGCUGGUAGCACUGAGAACAUAUGAGCCGCCAGUAAGUAAGGAGCUGUGGUGUUUGAGGGGGCUGCUUGGCAGAGGGUUUGCUCCAGAGUUACAAUAGGAAACAUGGGUGAUUUCUGUUCAGAAGGUCCAAUUGCUGCAGGUACAUCGGAUUUGGGGUUCGAGCCCUCUCAGAAAUACUGUUGUCCUUAUGCUUUUUUGUAUAGCUUAUAAUCAAGAACACUUCUUGUGUAGAUGUAGAAGUUGGUGUGAAUUUCAAAGCAAGUUAGAUUUAACUGCCUAAGAAGAAAAAUUGAGAAAGAAAAUAGCUUUUUAAAAUCUAAAGGAUUUAAGGUAGCUCUUCCUUUUAUGCUUUGUUAAAACAUGGUUUUUGUCUGAAAGCUUUAUAAGUAGUUUUGUAGAAAAUGGUCUGCUGCUUGUCUGCUGUUAUUGUUUCUAUUGAAGAUUUUUACAUAAGUAUUUGUAGCUUAGCCUAACACAGGUAAAGGCAAAGCAUAACUCAUAGGUGUCCCCUGGCUUAAAACUAUUUAGCUCAGUAUUCUGUAUUUUAGCAGGGGAAUGUUUGUUUUUCCUGUUUCUAGAGAAGAUCCUGCAACAGCUCAUCUUUCACCAGGGUUUUUCCCCUUACCCUGGUCAGAUCUGCAUACUCCAUCCUUCUGCCUAGAAAGGAGGUAUAUAUUCUAUAUUGACGUGGCCAGCUUUAUUUAAAUUGCUGACUGAAUUUAAUCAGAUAGCACUAGCAAAGCUGCCAUUACUAUAGUGUUAAGCUCUUUACAAGGAUCAAAUAUAAGAACUAUAAUUUUUCAGAUGACUAUCUUAAACCCAAUAGUGUGAAUAGUGGAAAUAGCUUUUAUAGGUUGCUUGGUUGUGCUCUUUAACACUAGUAUUGUGAGCCUCACAGGGAGGGAAAUAGCCCUAGCAAAGCAUUAACCUGUUGCCUUAUUCAGAAAUUUGGUUCCCUUCUGAGACACCCAGUGGUAGGACAUGAUUGGAUGCACUUCAUCUAUUCCAGUUGAUGAGGCUGCCAUGGUAUAAUUUGCCUAUUUUGGAAAAGUUACUUCAAGUUAAUAAAUCCUAAGUUUUCUGCAUGUAUUAGUCUUGGUGAUUAUAGGUUGGUGAAAGAAGUGAUGCUGUCAGUGUGGGGUACUGAUGUGGGUCAGUGCCAUCAGCAAUGAUGCGAGCUUUCAGCGCAUAAACCAGACGCUGACAGUUACAGAAGAACCUGGUGAACCAUCGGUCAUAAAUCAAGGUGUGGAUGUGCAGUGUUAAACCAUUAAAACCAUAUUGCAGACUGUAGUUUUGAAUUGCAUUUCUAGAAACAGUGGAUUUUUGUUAAGACUCAAGUAAACGAGUUAGUCUGUAGACUUUGCUAACAGUGAAGCACUAUGGACAGAAUAGGGGAAAACAAUCAAGCAUUUCAUCAGCCUUCUUGCUGUCCCUUGCCAAAAUUUGCAGGCUGUCCUGCAUUGCAUCAGUCCUGCUGGACAUUAUUUUCCAUCUAUAAUUUGAAGCCAGAUGGAAAAUGAAUCCAGUGUAUAUUGAUAGAGUUAUUUCAUAACAAGGGAAAAGCCUUUUGUAACGUGCCUGUGCUAGUUCAACCUGUAAAUCACCCUUUUAUUGUCUGGUUGGUCCAUGUCUAUAGCAGAAAAUGAAGCGAGGAUUGUUAGUAGGUAUGAGAAAAGCACGUUAAAGGCUCCAGGUAGAUUUUUUUGUUUUGUUUUUAAUCUGAUGCAAUCUGGAUGAAUGCACUUUGUAGUUGUUCUCCUGUGGUACAGGCAUAUCUACAGGUGCCAGUGGGUGGCCGACUUCAGACCUGCCAAGUGUCACGUUGCCUUGAGCAUCUCUUGUUUGAUUCGGCUGCACAGGGCAGUGCCUGCGGCUCAGACCUUUGUGCUAGAAGGUACCCAGGGCAGCCUGGUGACACUGGCUUCCCCGCUUAUGUGGCACUUCGUGCAUAGCCCUUCACCUUCUGGAAGAGGACAAAAACCUAUCUUAUGCUUAAAAGAGAAGUAGUAAGUGAAGAACCAGAUUUGUACUUGACAACUAGAAAAACUCUUAAAAAAAACCCAAACAAACAAAAAAACCCACCCUGCUAAUUCGAAGCUUAAAAUGUUUAAAGACUGUAGAAUUUGACCAAAAGCAGGGGGUAGGAUUUAAAAGCAGGAUGUGUUGUUGCUUUAGAAGUGACUUUCAUCUAAUGUAAGCUGUGCAAUACUGACAAUGUGAGCCCAUCACUUGCUUUUAUUUUUUAGUAAAGAAAUUAUAGGCUUGCGUUUGCUCCAAACAACGUGUAAAAGGAAUGGCAGCAUUUUGCAUUUUAAACUCUAGAUGAGUUCUAUGCACUUUACACUGAAAGUGUGGUUUUGAUAGGCAGGUUUUAUACAUAUUUUGUCUAUUCCAGUUUCCUAAUAGUGCUGUGUUUCCUUCUGUCUGGCAAUGCAGAAGGGAAGAGAGCAGAGCAUAAGAUGGGAAGGUCAGUGGAGACUGGAGCAGGCACAGGCUGGCAGGUUUUUUCCAGUACCCUUCUAUGCUGUUUUCUUUCCAUACUUUCUCCAUUUUAUUUUUUAAAAUCUUCAGGGACUCCCAAGUUACAGGUGUGGGAAUGAACAGAAGCUGGGACCAAAAUUCCUAGACCAAAAUGAGACUCCAGUCUCAUUCAUGCCAAUUCAAACCUGCUGUUUUCAGUGGAUUUCCUUCAUAUUUACAGAAUGAGACCCUAGAUCUGUUCUCGAUCUUUACUACAGCAGAAAGUUUUACUUUUUGCCUUUCUUUCUAACGGUUGGAUUACUCUCAGUCUGCACACUCCUCUGGAAUGCUUCCCUGCAACUGGGGAAUUUUUAUUGCCACCAAACUGACAAGCUCUUCUCUUAGGAAACGCAACCAACUCCUCACAUCACGGAGGCCCAGCAUGAAUGUUAACUGUGCUGGUGGGACAGACUGGUCAAGAAAUGUGGAGUCCAGUUGCUCUGUGGAAAACAAAACUGUAGCAGUCUGUGAGUCAGAAGAAAGUAACGUGGCGCUAGGAGGUCAUAGCCCUGCUGCAGUUCCCUGGACUGAGGGUUUAGAUUCUGAAUGCCGACAUACUGCUUGUCCAGCAAGUCCCCAGAUCAGUAGCAUGUUGUCUGCUCCUGAAGACACGCACAACUGUCACUUCCAAGAUGGAAAUAAGAGACAGUCAGAAUAUUUUAAUAGCCAGGAACGCCAUGGAUGCUGCGCUUUGUCUUCAAGCAUCAAUUCGCAAACAGUGGCUCCAGAGAAAGUGACGCUUGUGGUAGAUGGCACUCGCUUUGCAGUGAAUCCACAGAUUUUCACUGCUCACCCUGAUACUAUGCUGGGAAGAAUGUUUGGACCAGGAAGAGAAUAUAAUUUCACCAGGCCAAAUGAAAAGGGAGAAUAUGAAAUAGCAGAAGGAAUUAGCUCAGCUGUGUUCCGGACUGUGCUGGAUUAUUACAAAACCGGAAUCAUUAACUGCCCUGAUGGGAUUUCCAUCCCAGACCUUCGAGACACAUGUGAUUACCUCUGCAUAAACUUUGAUUUCAACACAAUCAAAUGUCAAGAUUUAAGUGCUCUGUUACAUGAGCUCUCCAAUGACGGUGCUCACAAGCAAUUUGAUAGCUACCUGGAGGAGCUAAUUCUGCCUAUAAUGGUGGAUAGCGCAAGAAAAGGGGAACGCGAAUGCCAUAUUGUCGUGCUGACAGAUGAAGACACUGUGGACUGGGAUGAAGAUCAUCCACCUCCGAUGGGAGAGGAGUACUCACAAAUUCUUUACAGUUCCAAGCUGUACAGAUUCUUCAAGUACAUUGAGAACCGCGAUGUUGCAAAAGCUGUAUUAAAGGAACGGGGCCUGAAAAAUAUUCGCAUUGGCAUUGAAGGAUACCCCACCUGUAAAGAGAAGGUGAAGAGGAGGCCUGGUGGCCGCUCAGAAGUGAUAUACAACUACGUUCAACGGCCAUUCAUACAGAUGUCAUGGGAAAAGGAAGAAGGCAAAAGCCGUCAUGUUGAUUUCCAGUGUGUUCGGAGCAAAUCUCUAACAAACCUAGUCACUGUGGGUGAUGAUGUUUCAGAGGACCAUGAGGUUAUAAUGCAUCACCCCCCACAAGUAGAUGAACUUGACAGGCUAAACGCACCGUUCUCCCAAAUGGCCGUUAACGAUCUACCAGAUUAGUCCUUCUCAGGGUGGAUAGUCCUGCUUGAUGUGGGAAUGUCUCAGCGUAGUUUCAUCCCAGGUGAUGGAACACAGACUCCUGCAAGGUGCUUUAUCCUCCUUCAUGCUCUUACUAUGUUGUCAUAUUUCAAGCAUGUUAAUAAAGAGCCACACUCCAUAGUCUAAUUGUGCAAUCAAAAGCAACAUCUCCUCAGACAAAAAGAAAUUAUGCUGUUUGUUUCUACUACAAAGGCUUCCAGACUGGUGGGUGCUGAAUAUUUUACCUAAACUUCUAAAAGAGGAGAAGUAUUUAGAAACGUCAUGUUUGACAUGAGAGAGGAAAUUGUGGGCCUGUCAGGACAAAGCUUUCCUUUACCAUUAGGCACUUAGCUUUGCUUUUGUGAUAAUCAGUUAUAAAGGACCGAACAUCAAAGCAGGACAGAUGAUACUCUUUCAUCAACCAGCAGAAAUGUAGCACAGUUGUGACAGCAAAAUCUUGAGUGUGGAGGAAUGAAAGCAAAAUCCUGUGUGUGGAGGAACCUGUUUACACUGCCACCUGGCUUUGCAUCCAGCAUGUUGUACUGCUGCUCUAGGGAAGGAUGAACUAGUUUAAUAGGAAGCAUAUGCCUGUUCACAGGAAUUUCCCAUAUAUAUUUCUCUGUAAGAUGAAAUCACUGAUUUUAGGGAUGUUGUCUGUUGAGUAAAAGAAGUAGAUCAUGCUGAAGGAAAAAGCUGAAAAGAAGAUACUGUAGUUGAUAUUUUACCAACAAAGUAAAUCUGUUUAGUAGCCUGGUAGAUCUAAGAAGCUUUCCAAAAGUGACUGUGCAUGCUAAUGACUUCCAGUUGUCUCCUGUGUCCCCCUGCUAAGACAGAAAAAGCCAGUGGAGGAACUCCCAUUACAGACAGUUUAUUACCUGAGUAAAAUCCUUGGUCUCAUCAACCUUAGUCAAAAUUUCUGCAGACUCACCAAGGAGCAUUCUACUUUUGCAGCUUUAAAAGGCCAGCUACUCUCUUCCCAAUUUGGAACUGACUGGACCAUUUUGCUGUCAGGCAGGUAAGAAAUACCAGUAGUAAACCAGCCUUCAGUAGAGAAAAAUACGUGUACCUAGGAACAACUCUGCUGCUCUGAAUGUAUAAUCCUAGUCUGUGGUUAAGGCUGUGUUCAUUUUGGAUUCAGUGCCAACAAAGCUGUGACUAUAGGAAUAGGCGCACUCCAGGCUGGUUUAGCUCAGGUAGUUAAUGUUAGAGCCUAGCUGGUUCUGUUCCUGUAGGCUUGUGUAACUCCCUGAUUAGCACGCAGUGAGUUCAGUACUGCCACAACCGAGCUGCAUGUCAACCAGAACAGGCCUGCCUUACAAAACCACCACUUCUGAUGGUUGUGUAGAGGUUUUACUUACCCAAAGUAGAGUACUUAAACAUGGUGCUAGUGCAAAGAAAAGCCAAAACCCAUUCAAAAAGAAAGAGGGGGAGUGCUCCCUUGCAAAGUUGUUAAGUUCAGGUGGGUUCUGCUCUUGCAAUUCACUGCUGUUGAAAUCUGUAACACGCAUUGAGUUACCUGGUCAUUCUUGGCAAAAUAGAGGUAGGUACUAGUCUACUGCUAGAAAGUUUAAUCCUUUGUUUUCAGCGUUGCAUCAUCAAGCAAAUUUUUAUUAUUCUCCAUCUGUCUGCAAAGUGUCUGGUAGACUUAGCAUUGAAAAUCACUGUUGCUGUUUGGCUGCUAAGGAUGGGGUUUUUUCUCAGUAUAAGUAAUAUGACAAUAUCGAUCACAAAUUUUCCUGAAGGUUUAUGAGUGUUGUUUUGAGUAACGAAAUCUCUGCCAAGGCAUAUACUUGCUGAUACAUUUAGUUCCCAUUUAUAUGGAUUACAGGUUCCAUUCUUUGCAGUGUUUCUGUUCUUAGUUUCUUUCCUAAGGGCAGCGAAUAGAUUUCUUCUUUUUAUAAGUGCCUAUGGGAAGAUUUCCAAAAGUGUUUCAGGACUUUGAGAGUCCCAGGGGUUUAGAUGCCCAGGUCCACCUGAUGACUUCUGAAAAAUCCUCUCUGUGUGUCAUUGGAUGAGUAUAGAGAAGUGUCCUUCAGUAUCUGCACGGAGGUAGUGUGCAAUCAUUUUCCAUUAUUGCUUUAGAUGAAUUUCUAUUUUUGUAGUAGAGAAAGGAAGACACAUGGACCAUGAACCUUCCAGCUAAGGGCCAGACCAACCCCAUUACUUGCCCUGGUAAUGAGCUGUUCCCACAAGUCGAGCAAAGGCACUGGUGAGACUGUCCCCCCUCCCCCAGCAAUGAUGGAGCUUGUCCCCAGGCCCUAUGGAUUGUUUUCUGUGUGUAUUUAUUUUUACAGCAGUGUAAGUUUAAAGUAAAUGUGUCUUGGUAUUGACCAGCAGACUUGGGAUUGGAGUUUAUACAUGUUCUGCUCUAAGGACUUCAACGUGCAUGUUGUUGAGCACUACCCUACAGGACUGUGUAAAGGUAUCGGAUACCAAGCAUCUGCCAUCAACGGCACCUUAUGGGAUCCAUAUUCAGCCACAAGAAGCCCCAGCAAUGUCCGUCCCUGCGCCCAGUGUUAGCUAGGCCUCUUGAAGGAUUCAGCCACUUCAUAUUAGAAAUGGUGACCCCAGGUGCUGAACUGCAGCCGGACACUGCCUGAGAGUUAAAGACUGCCAAUGCCUUGGAAGAGCUUGGUGGUACCUUGUGAGAUCAAUUGGACCUUCAGCAUGGGAUGGAGGUAUCUGGAUUCCAUGAUUUCCAUGCAGUUUUUAUCAUUCCAAAAAGCCACAGUAGUUUAUUGGCUUUCCCAAGUAAUUGAAGAUGAAUCUUUUGAUUUUAUUUUAUUUAGUAGAGGGAGUUCCAUUGGAACACUAAAUCAAAUUGAGAAAGUAUGCAUUUGCUUUUCCUCCUCUCAUGGUCACCUACUUCAGGUACAAGAUCAAGUUUUGUCUUAUUCUAGAUAUACUGAAGUGUUACCUGUGGUAUGUAUGAACUACAGCUGUAUGGUUUCUUUUCUGUAUUAAAGUAUAAAUUACA